AUGUACAAAAUUAUAUUUUUAUUAUCGUUAACAGUGCUAAUAUCUGCCACGCCGCAAAUAUUCGACAGGAAGCACUUCAAAGUAGGCAUUGAAUAUGAGCGUUCUCUGCCGAUGACCGGAGGUUCAGACAGAUACAAACACAGAAAUAACUACGAUCCAUUCUACGUAACAGUUACCGCGUCUGCUAAGAAGAAUUACGUGAUUUCCUACAUGGAAGUAUCGACAACAACAGACGCGGAUGGCGAUGUGGCGUUCAGUCUGGUGCGAGGAGACACAGGCUCCAAGAAUAUGGUUUUCCAGCUCGUCUCCAACAACACGGAAUUCCUGUCUUUCUCCUACAUGGUGUAUGGAAUCAAGGAGGAUGAAUACAAAAAGGUUUUUCGUUAA
This is a messenger RNA of Danaus chrysippus (African queen), 387 nucleotides long. The record is from the annotation of a GenBank genome assembly. NCBI's taxonomy places the organism in Eukaryota, Metazoa, Arthropoda, Insecta, Lepidoptera, Nymphalidae.